Molecule: messenger RNA, 5584 nt
Organism: Scylla paramamosain (green mud crab)
Lineage: Eukaryota; Metazoa; Arthropoda; Malacostraca; Decapoda; Portunidae
Exons: 12
Coding region: 281-5137 (1618 amino acids)
Biological process (GO): protein localization to kinetochore; mitotic spindle assembly checkpoint signaling; mitotic sister chromatid biorientation
Cellular component (GO): kinetochore
Source: RefSeq, a predicted model, not a curated record
GCUGGGGCCUGUCAGAAUUCCCUAGGCAAGAGACAUGCACGAAAUAACUACAUAGGAGUGAUUCCAUUUAAAUUUUAGAAUCAUCUUAUGGCAAUACACAAAAUGUAUUAACCAUUAGCAAAAGCUUUCACAACACGGAGUUAAGAGGCGUGUGUUGAGGGUUGAGGUGCAGGGAGCCGAGGUGUGGGAACCAGGCGAUGUCUCCUAUUCAAACCUUUGUUGUGUUGACGUGACGAGUAGCCUUCUGACAAUUUUAUCUUCCUAGAACAGGGGCGCCGCUAUGGAUGAUGAAAAAGAGAAUGAGACAGCAAGACCAGUUGUAGGAUUCCGGCCUGGCAAGAGGAGGAAUUCAAUCCUGAAGGAGUCACCAGCGAGGAGCACUUACCAGGAGAGGCGUUCAUUGGGUUUCAAGAAGCGGGUUUCCUUCUCAGGAACAAACACAGUCAAGGAGUACAAGGCUCAGCAUGGCGGCAACACUGAGUGGGACAGCUCUUAUGAGAUGCCAGUGACACACCAUGACAGCUCAACCUCCACCCUGCCCACCCCAACCAACAAUUCCAAGUCUGUCAGGUAUGAAGCUAAUACCAAUGCUGGGCUAGCAGUUGUACUAUCACUACACCACACUGCUACUCAGAACGACAAUGGUGGGAUUGGUGGUGGUGAUAUGGAUUGUGACAACUCAAACUUCCUCAAGAAAUUUUUAUCCCUCACACCUGCUGAGACAGGUCAUCUGUCUUCAGUGACAGUGAAUGACAGCACCACCAUCACCACCACAAGUGUGCAUAACAGGCCGCCCACAAAACCCCAUAGCCAGCCACCAGCCAAGGUCCCACAACCUCCACCACCAUCAUCUCCUGCAGAAGACAGUAAUGAAGAUGACACAAAUGUGCAGAAGAGUUUCCUUGCAGAGUUUCUGGCUCUCACAUCCUCCAAGACUCCAUCCUCACCACCAUCCACUGAAGAGGAUGGUGACACAGCAGACUCUCAGAACUUCCUUAGCAAGUUUUUAGCUCUGCCAUCUGCCAACAUCCCAGCCUCAGGUGCGUCCCUUGCCUCCCUUGAUAGAAAUGGUCCCAUGCAACACAAGGAGGUAUCACAGAGCAAGGGUAGGACCUGUUUAGGGAGCAAGGCCAUCAUGCCAUCCUACAACAUGACCCGUCCUUUGAGUCAGGUUAUCAGAACAUCCCAGGAGGUGGACCACAACAUGGAAAUGACCUGUCCUGUGAGUCAGGUAAUGAAAACAUCCCAGAAGGUGGACCACAACAUGGAGAUGACAUGUCCUGUGAGUCAGCUCAUCAAAACAUCCCAGGAGGUGGACCACAACAUGGAGAUGACCCAGCCUGUGGCUCAGAUUGUCAGGCCAUCCCAGGAGGUGGAAAACAACAUGGAGAUGACCCGUCCUGUGGGUCAGGUCAUCAGAACAUCCCAGGAGGUGGAAAACAACAUGGAGAUGACCCGUCCUGUGGGUCAGGUCAUCAGAACACCCCAGGAGGUGGAAAACAACAUGGAGAUGACCCGUCCUGUGGGUCAGGUCAUCAGAACAUCCCAGGAGGUGAACCACAACAUGGAGAUGACCCGUCCUGUGCUUCAGGUCAUCAGAACAUCCCAGGAAGUUGAACACAACAUGGAGGUGACCCGUCCUGUGGGUCAGGUCAUCAAAACAUCCCAGGAGGUGGACCAGAACAUGGAGAUGACCUGUCCUGUGAGUCAGGUCAUCAAAACAUCCCAGGAGGUGAACCACAACAUGGAGAUGACCCGUCCUGUGGGUCAGGUCAUUAGAACAUCCCAGGAGGUGGACCACAACAUGGAGAUGACCCGUCCUGUGAGUCAGGUCAUCAAGACAUCCCAGGAGGUGGACCACAACAUGGAGAUGACCCGUCCUGUGGGUCAGGUCAUUAGAACAUCCCAGGAGGUGGACCACAACAUGGAGAUGACCCGUCCUGUGAGUCAGGUCAUCAGGACAUCCCAGGAGGUGGACCACAACAUGGAGAUGACCUGUCCUGUGAGUCAGGUCAUCAGGACAUCCCAGGAGGUGGACCACAACAUGGAGAUGACCCGUCCUGUGAGUCAGGUCAUCAGGACAUCCCAGGAGGUGAACCACAACAUGGAGAUGACUCGUCCUGUGGGUCAGGUCAUCAGGACAUCCCAGGAGGUGAACCACAACAUGGAGAUGACCCGUCCUGUGGGUCAGGUCAUCAGGACAUCCCAGGAGGUGGACCACAACAUGGAGAUGACCCGUCCUGUGGGUCAGGUCAUCAGGACAUCCCAGGAGGUGGACCACAACAUGAAGAUGACCUGCCCUGUGGAUCAGGUCAUCAGGACAUCCCAGGAGGUGAACCACAACAUGGAGAUGACCUGUCCUGUGGGUCAGGUCAUCAGGACAUCCCAGGUGAACCAGAACAUGGAGAUGAUCCAUCCUGUGGGUCAGGUCAUCAGGACAUCCCAGGAGGUGGACCACAACAUGGAGAUGACCUGUCCUGUGGGUCAGGUCACCAAAACAUCCCAGGUGAACCACAACAUGGAGGUGACCCGUCCUGUGGGUCAGGUCGCUGCAUCAACACAUAGGAUUGAAGUAGUCCGUGAAGUUGGCAUGACACCCCAGGAGACCCGUCCUUUCAGUCUGGUCACCAGGCCAUCCCAGGAGGUGGAGCACAACAUGGAAAUUACCUGUCCUGUGAGUCAGGUCACCAAAACAUCACAGGAGGUGGACUACAACAUGGAGAUGACCUGUCCUGUGAGUCAGGUCACCAAAACAUCCCAGGAGGUGGACUACAACAUGGAGAUGACCAAACCUGUGGCUCAGAUUGUUAGGCCAUCCCAGGAGGUGGACCAGAACAUGGAGAUGACCCGUCCUGUGGGUCAGGUCAUCAGAGCAUCCCAGGAGGUGGACCACAACAUGGAGAUGACCCAUCCUGUGGGUCAGGUCACCAGAACAUCCCAGGAGAUGGACCACAACAUGGAGAUGACCUGUCCUGUGGGUCAGGUCACCAAAACAUCCCAGGAGGUGGACCACAACAUGGAGAUGACCUGUCCUGUGGGUCAGGUCACCAAAACAUCCCAGGAGGUGGACCACAACAUGGAGAUGACCCAUCCUGUGGGUCAGGUCAUCAGAACAUCCCAGGAGGUGAACCAGAACAUGGAGAUGACCUGUCCUGUGGGUCAGGUCAUCAGAACAUCCGAGGAAGUGGACCACAACAUGGAGAUGACCCGUCCUGUAGGUCAAGUCAUCAGAACAUCCCAGUUGGUGGACCACAACAUGGAGAUGACUUGUCCUGUUGGUCAGGUCACUAAAACACCCCAGGAGGUGGAUCACAACAUGGAGAUGACCUGUCCUGUGGGUUUGGUCACCAAAACACCCCAGGAGGUGGACCACAACAUGGAGAUGACCUGUCCUGUGGAUCAGGUCACUAAAACAUCCCAGGAGGUGGACCACAACAUGGAGAUGACCUGUCCUGUGAGUCAGGUCACAGGACCUAAUGAGGUGGCCUGUCCUGUUAGUCAGGCCACAAUAUUAUCCCAUGAUAUGGAAGUGACCCAACCUUUGGCUCAGGUUGUCAAGUCAUCCCAGCAAGUGAACCAGAGUAUGGAUGUGACCUAUCCAGUCUGUAGGUCAGCUUAUCAGCCUCAGCCCAUCAUCUUGCCUCAAAAAGACAAAGACAAUGUGGAUGUAACAUGUAAGAUCACCACACCUCAAAAUCACCUAAACAUGGAAAUGACUUGUCAAGUCACCACAUCAACUCAUCCUGUUGGUCAGAUCACCAACCUGCCUCAAAAACAGGAGCAGAAUAUGGAUGAGACCUGUAACUUUACAUCAUCUCAAAAGGACCAGGAUAUGGAAUUGUCUUGUCAGAUCACCAGGUCAGCUCAAGAUGUGGAGGUGACCCGUACUGAGAGUCAGGUCAUUGUAUCAACUCAAGAUAUGGAAGUGACUUGUCCAAUGAUUCUGGUCACCAGACCAUCCACAGAGGCAAACCAUCCUGUGUGGGAGAACAGACAAUCCCAGGAGGUGGAUCACAACUUGGAGAUGACCCAUCCUGUGAGUCAAAUCAGCAGGUCAAGCCAUGAGGUGUGUGCAGGCCUGGCCAGCAGUACCACCAAGGGGCAAGGUCAGGCAGUGUCCAUUCUUGGCAAACGAACUCCAUCCUCAGAGUGCUCAGACCCUCCUGCACCCAAACUGUUUGCAUCAUGUACACCCCAAGCCUCUCCAGAUCAUUCCAUUUCCUCACACCCUCACUCCACUGCUACUCCUUGUUCAUCCCCACAUCCUGUGCCAUUGACACCUUCCUUAUCACAGCAAACCCUACCCACAUCACUAUCUCAAAGCCCACACUGUUCAUCAUCCUUGCUAUUGUCAUCCAUACACACCACAUCCACAAUCCCAGAUGCCUGCAUUCCUCCCCUAGCUGCCACAUCUGAGCCAUCUUCUACUUCAUUCAUGGCUCUUCAGACUCCUGCUACCUUGCCAGCACCAGAAAGUCCACGUCACUGUCCUGGCUGGUGUUCCCUCCGUGCUGGUUCACUAAUCUCUCACCCAAACAGUGAAAGGUACAAGUGGCAUGUACAAGAAGUGGAGGGAGACAAGUGGUGCCUGAAUCUGCUCCACAGUCCCUUGCUUCUGUACCUCACACUGGCCCACCACCAACACCAUCGUAUCAUUACUGCUGCUGACACCAACUUGAAAAGUCAGAACAUGAGCAAUCCAGUGGGCCAGCUGGUGCUGAGAGUGCUGGGCUGCCGUCUUGAUGGUGCCCUGCCAGGCCUGGUGGGUGUGGUGGUGUGUGAGGCGGGUGCUGCCCUGGAAAAGCUGCUGGAAGCGUACUUCUCUGCCCAUGACCUUAUGGUGGAACUCAACCUCAUCAAGUUUUUCCACUGUACUAAAUUUACCCCUAACAGUGCCAAGGUUAUCUUGAGCAGCUACAAGAACCACUUGAGCCUGGAGGUUGAGGUGAAGUUGGAGCCACCCUCACCCCAGCCAGAUGAUCCCUACACUCUCCAUCCUUCUGUCACCAUCAAGAUUGGCAAUGGCAAGCUGAGGAAGGAUGCAGUGGAGGCACUGAUGACAGAUGUGGUGCCAGGACCACAACAGAUUCUGAGGCUGGUGACUGCUGUGCAUCAGCUGGUGAAGAACACCUUCUGAUGACUGCAUCAAGAUACAUCUUCCCUAUUCUGUCCUUUAUAAGGUUUUCAUAUAUGCUGUCUCUUGUUUGAGGCACUUGAGCAUCAGCACUACAGCAAAAGUGACCAUAAACUUAAAGGUUCAAAGAUUGCAGGCUUCUUUCAUCCAUUAACGUUGCUGCAGCUUUCCCUGUGCUGUAACUUGCUUUUGUGGAGAAAUUUUGAUAUCCUUUGUUAUAACUGGAUGUGACUCAGGACUGGAAAUUUUUUAUAUACCUAACCCUUUUAUUUUUUGGGGGGGUGGAAUUUUUUUUAGUGGGAACUGAUAUGAUGGCUCCUCUCUUUGCAUUAACUUUUAUUACAUUUACACAUGUAUAUAUUUCAAAAAUAGUAUUGCUCUUACUAUAUUUUUAAAUUAAUGUAUUUUAAACAUUGAAUAUGUUUCAAUAAAUGGAUUUAAUCUCUAUAA